Messenger RNA from Achroia grisella, 1536 nucleotides. RefSeq lists its product as uncharacterized. The transcript is spliced from 11 exons. Gene Ontology annotation, molecular function: protein binding. The coding region runs from base 1 to 1536 and encodes 511 amino acids. The record is from RefSeq and is a predicted model, not a curated record. Lineage: Eukaryota; Metazoa; Arthropoda; Insecta; Lepidoptera; Pyralidae.
AUGUCUAUAAAAUCUCAGAAAUCAUUAAAUGAUGAGUGUUCAGAGAUAUUUGAAAAGAGUUAUUCAGUAAGAAGCGCUUCAGAAGAAAGCCUGUUGUGUGAAGAUGACCUUGAAGAUUUAGCUCGAGAGCUGAUGAAGAAAAUGACGCCGGCGGUGCUGAGUAAACUAAGAAGGGUGUUUAGGAAGAACAAAGGCCGGAACCAAGCGAGAGAUAUAGACAGAAGGGUGGAGGAGGUAAUGAGGGCGGCUGCAGCUGAAGAGGGUAUACAGUUCGCUACGUCUGCUCCACAACCUGAAGACACGCUCUGGCUUGACGAAAAUUCAUUUGUGAAUGCUAUAGACAAUAUUUUUGGUCACCAUAAGUACAAUACUCAUGCACACAAGCUGUUCCAACUCCUGGACUCGUUCAAUACCAGCAAGAUUUGGUGGAGACAGCUGAUCAACCGUCUCGUCGCAGUUGGAGCGAAGAAGACCAGUUCAAGAGCUGAAGUAUGGAAACCUGCUAGAGAGAAGGAGAUGAGGAGACUGGAGCAUUGUAAAAGGGAAACCAUAGUGAAAUUACUGUGUGUGGAAAGAGAGGAUUCCUUCUGUUACGUGUCUGUAUCGAAGGGAGGUAGAGUCGGGGUCUACAGCGGACAUUUGCAGCUCAUGAACUCGUAUGAGGUAUUUUAUCACAGAUCAGGUGUGCGGCGAAGAAUUAAGAAUUGUUGGGUAACUGAUGCUAUAUAUUUAAACGAUGUCCAGAAUCUGAUACUGUCAGCAUCUGAUCGAAGCCUCACAAUAUAUGAUGCAACUACAUUAACACACACGCCUAUAUUCUGCAUCACUGGUCUUCCUAAUAUACCCACGUGUCUGGCGUACACGUCCUCGUCUGCUACGGGAGAUGGUUCAGAGCUGGUAUUCGGGACGGAGCGCGGAGAUCUGACAAGACUCCAAUUCCUACAGCCGAGAGUGUCUUUGUUCUACUGUAAAACACCAGAGAACAUCAACUACUAUUUUUGGAUGGAGUUACCAUCGCACCCUCAUACACUCUACUGCAACGUAACAACCUGGCGACAUGUCCACUCCCGUUCUGUACGGCGCGUGUCUUACACCAGGAAUGGCGACAUCAUUGUGUCCUGCUCACACGACUCAAGUGUGAGCGUGAGAGCGAGACAUGUCCCUGGAAAGCUGGAUGAUUAUACCUUCAAAGUGCAAAGGGGUGUGACUUGCUUCCACGUGGUAUCAUCCUUGCAUUUCCUUGUCACCGGGAGUUGUGAUGGCGUGGUGCGUUUAUGGGAAACUACGCAAUCAACACCGUAUGCUGCACUGAUGACUCCAACAGCUCCUGCUGUGUUGGAUGUAGCUGUGGUGGCUUCAGAAGAGAUCGUUUUGGCAUACUGUAAUAAUUGUACAAUUCAUAUUUGGGACAUGUACGAGGAAUGUCUGCUACAGUCGAUCAAGUUGAAAUUCCCCUUUCUGGGCGUACUGGGGAAGAAAAUUGAAUUUGGUGCAUUCUGUAUCCAUCCCGGUAAGUUCAACUUCAACUAUAAUUAA